GAAUUCAGUGUUGACAUUCGUUCCUGGAAACAGGCAGGCCCAUGCCGGUUCUCAGGUUGGCCUAGUUAUAGGCUGUUAACUCCAGUUUCCACCGAUUUUGCCGAAGACCCCCAAAAUGCCGCCAACGACUGCGGAGACAGGUUUUUGGGGUGAAGUGACUUCCACGAUAGACUGGUGUGAGAACAAUUACGAAGUGCACCACUACAUUGCUGAAUUCUGGAACACUGUCAGUAAUUGCCUCCUUAUCAUUCCUGCCAUAACCGGACUGGUGCUUUCUAUCAAGGACAAAGCAGAGACCAGGUUUAUAUUAUGUUACAUUGGACUGCUGGUUGUGGGUCUCGGAUCCUGGUGCUUCCACAUGACACUCAGAUAUGAAAUGCAGUUACUGGAUGAACUUCCCAUGCUAUGGGGUGGAUCCUGUCUCAUAUACUCAAUUAUUGAAGUUGGUGCUAAACCAAAUGUUCAUAAUAAGACAGUCAUAGCAGUAUUGACCUCAUAUUGUAGUAUUGUGACCUUGAUAUAUUUGAUCAGUCCACAAUCGCUGCUCUUCCAGCUAGCUUUCGGCCUUCUCGUCACAAUAAACAUGCUGGCCCCUCUCCCUCUCUUCCGAAAAUAUCAAUACUCAAAGGGGCUGGCUGUCGCUUCAUAUGUAGCAUAUUUCAGUGCAUUCCUAGUCUGGAUCAUAGAUACAAAUUUCUGCCCACAUGUUAGAUUAUUUCGAGAGAACAUGUUUUCACCUAUUAGACCUUUUACUCAACUACACGCCUGGUGGCAUGCUGGUGCAGGGAUGGGGACGUAUAUGGCAACAACAUUCACCCUGCAUGCCAGGGGAUUGUACUUAAAAAAAAAUGCACAGCUUAAGAUUGCCUAUGGAAUGGUAUAUGUACGGCAGGAUAAAUCACCAUAAUUCGUAGCUAAUAGGACAGGUGCGAAAUUCAGCAAAUGUACAGUAGCUUUACGAAGGAAAAUUUUCCGUCCCCAUCGAUAAUGAAUGUUGCCAGUGUGUGCGUCUUACUUUAUCAUGAAGGUAAAGCCGGUAACGCCGGUGAACUAUCAAUUCUAACACCUGUGAGCUAUUCCUUUACAGAUAUCUUUAUAUCUGAUAGUUUUUGGUUCCGGUUAAUUGGUCGAGCUAAGUGUGCAGAGUUCUUCAACUUGUAGUUAGGCGGCGCUGGGGUGCUGUCGUACAAAGACAAGAAAUAUACCUAGUUCUCUCCAGCUUCAUGUGAAAUAGACACUACUUGAUUAGGUAUGUAAGUACUGUUUGGUGUACUUAGAUCAACAGAGUGGUGUCUAUAAAUAGAACAUCUGAUCAGGUGGACUGCUGCUCACAGCAGAUCUGCAGAAAUAGGGAGAUGUAUACUGCCUUUAAUAAACUGCUGGCUCUAUCAAAUAACCUGAACCAUAAUUUUUCCUCACCAUCGAUAAUUGAUAAUACUCGUCUGGGCCCGUCAGCGGCCAUUUUGUUGUAUACUGUGAUCGUCGUUGCUAUGAUUUACCAUGGAGUGCGGUGAAAUUGGUCCUUGGGGUGAAAAUGCCCCCAGCUCACCUGGCCCUAUUUGGCUAAAUAUGAUAAUUUUAGCCCAUUGAGCUGUCUUUUACAUCUUUUUGCACAUUGAUUCAUGCAGUUGAAAUAGAGGGUUCAAGCUGGGGGUGAAAAAUGUAUGGGACAAUUUGACCCCACAUGGGGUCAGUGUCACCCCACCUUGGUACUGAGCAAACUGUGUCUGAUUUCUUUUCUCCUUCCCCAAAAUUGGUUGGAGAAAUGGUUGAUGCAUGCCUGUUGAAGUCAUGUUAUUAACAACUGGUGUUUAUGGGACUGCUAGUUUGGAUCCUGAAUGCCUUUUAUCUUAAGGAACACAUUGAGGGGGAAUUGGGGUACCGGUCCUGGCAUCCUAUUACAAAGUCAGUUAUCAAGAGUUUGGAAUAUGAAUUUUUUUGCAGUCAGCCCAAGUGCAAAAAGGUCAACAUCUUCUGUUCCCACUGACCUGCUUUUCACAGAGCGGGUCAAAACUUUGACCAACGCUUACAAUAAAUACAUGUAAGAUGAAUAUAAUAAAUAUACUGGUAUUUAUUUAUCUCAUGAUGUGAAAGUGUUAUUUGUAAGUCUUUCGAAUUAAUUAUUGAAGAUACUUUUGAUGAACUUAAAACGAGUCCAUUGUAAUUAGUGUUUUGCAAGAUUUAUACUUUUUACUCUCGAAUGUGAAUGAUCUGAGGACCAAGUUUUUAAGAAUAUUUAUGGAUUUAUACUCGACUGUGUGUUACUCGUCAGAUUGACAUUUGUUUGUUGUUUUCAUCUGUACUUAAACAUUACUCAUUAACAGCUGUUUGAAGAUAUAUACUGGGUGUAAAAAAGUCUUGGUACUUUUAAAAUCGAAUAACAUUUUUAAAUCUUUUUUUCGAAAGAGUUUCUAGCAAUGAAAAAUGGCUUUUUCAUCCUUGGAACUGUGAUAGAAAAAGAUGUUAAAAAAGUUAAUCAAUAUCAAAUUAAAAGUUGCAAGACUUUUCUUCUCCCUCAUAUGUUGACGUUUUGUUUGUUAACCUAUUGUAUAAUCAUUAAUGAGCUAUCAAGUAGUAGCUGUAAGGUAAAAUGUAAGCUGUAGAUCUUCAUUUUAGCGGUUACAAAAUUUCCGAAAAUUGUUUUCUGCAAUUUUUAAAUUUUUAAAUUUUGCAAAUCUAGGUUAUUUGCAAAAUCCGGUGAAGAAAAUGUUAUGGUUUUCAGUUUUUAAUCGAGAAUGAAGUGGUUUGAAACAAUCCAUUGAGAAAACAAACUUGCUACAAAUUUAAAGGGGCAACUUGGGAAUGAGAUAUGAUGGUUUUUCAGACAAAAAUUGCUUCCAGCGGGAUUCACCCAACAACUGCACUAAACAAUGCACUCAAACUGGGUGUGUCCAUAGGCCUACCUGAGUUUCACAAAUCCUGUCCAAAACUGCCUCACAACCCUAGCAAAAAUCUUAUACAGAUAAGAAUCAGUGCGUUACUACCAGUGGCGGUGCAUGGUGGCAAGUGGAGGUAUUAUCCUCCUGGCUUGGUAAAUCCCAGGCCCAGUUAGAUUGUCCCUUUAAAUUGCUCUUUGGUUCCGGUGAAGAAUUUAUCAAUAUUUUAAUGCACCUUUUUGCUGCUGUUACACAACGACAUAUUUUGUGAUGUUUUAGUCUGUAUGCAUUCCUACUGCUGAAAUUUAACUUGCGUGUGUGUAUGCAUUGUAUGUGGGCUUAAACAUGCUUCCCGAAAUUGGUGGCUUGUAUUGGAACUAACUUUUUCCCCUUGUCCGUCAUUAAAGGCAUUCAAGUGUGUUGGUCAACCAUGACUAUCUCCUUUGUCCCGCCACCAUAAGGCCUAGUUUCCCCUUAUGACAUCACUAUUUCGGACACUCAGCGCCCCAUUUCUGGAAAGGUGUAUACAGGGUGUAAGGUCAGAAUUUGCCACCCUAUUUCAGUAAUAGCCUAUUUCAGCAAUAUCCACAGCAAAAGUUAUUUUGGUACAAAAUGAUUUAAAAAUUGAUGUGUUUUGACAAAUCAACGUGUGCAUGUACAUGCGUACAUGUAAAAUUGAUAAGGAUAACUCACAUGGGGCAAUUCUUUAAUGCGUCUAAUCUUGGCUGCAAUCUACUUCAACCUAAAGAUUACCAAGACAACAUGAAUUUUCAACCAUGUGUGCCCAUAGAUCAUUAGCGUUCUUCCGGUAAUUAGAAUAUUCAAAUUAUGAGAGAAACUCUGGAAGAUACAGUCCAAGUCACAAAUGACAUCCAUCCUGCUUCGCGUCGCAACGUAUGAGAGAGUUGAGCAGCAAGUUGCAUGUCAGUGACGCGCUUAUCUCUCUAUGUUUGACAUAAAUUACAUGCGACCUGUGUGCGAUCUACGCAUGUCAAUGACGCAAAUUUAGUGAUGACAAUUGUGAUUUCAACUGUAAGUGAUGAAAUUCGAGUUAUUUAUUAAUUUUUUCUGUGUUGUGACUUUUACAUCUUGAGUCUUUAAAAGGAAAGUGUGAACCACAAAAUUUUCAUGCCUUAUUUGUGCAUUUCGUGAAAAUUUCAAAAAAUUAUUUUUAAUUUGGUGGAUUAUGAAAUUUCGUUCAGUUUUUGCUACCAGAAAAAUCUGUUUUUUCGUUUUUACGAAAUCCGUUAUAAGCGCAAAUAAACAUAAAAAUUUGAUGGUUUACGGUACAAAAAUGUACCAUUUGUCAGUUUAUGGUACCAAAAUAUACCAUUUGUCAGUUUAUGGUACCAAAAUGUACCAUUAGUUUUUGCAUCCUAUCUAUUCCUAUGCAUUGUUGACCUAGAACGUUUGAACGUUUAAAAUCAUGAAUUGUACAACUGAAAAUUAGCAUAAUGAAUUUGAAAAUAAAAAAUUUCUUGAGAAAAUUGAA
Messenger RNA from Lineus longissimus, 4368 nucleotides. Its product is annotated as alkaline ceramidase 3-like. The transcript is spliced from 9 exons. Bases 116 to 907 code for a protein of 263 amino acids. Gene Ontology annotation, cellular component: endoplasmic reticulum membrane. NCBI's taxonomy places the organism in Eukaryota, Metazoa, Nemertea, Pilidiophora, Heteronemertea, Lineidae. The record is from RefSeq and is a predicted model, not a curated record. Gene Ontology annotation, biological process: phytosphingosine biosynthetic process; ceramide metabolic process.